AUGGCUGCCGAACAGGAAACGAUGGCGUCAAGACAAAGCAGUGCUGGACCAAGUGGCACUUUGUCACCAUUGCGUAAAGCCAUGUCUUUAUCCACUUUAUUCCGCCAUAACCUGGAUGCCAAGCAAAGUUCAGCCUCACAAUCGCAAGCAAACAAUAAAUACACAGCACAAUCGACUCAAUCGUCUGCUUCACCUCCGGUAUCCUCAACACUGCUACCAUCUUCAACAUCAUCUACUCUGCCCCACAUGAAGCGAAUGAGAAGAAGACUAAGCUUCCGUAAAUCUCCUUCUAUGAGCCCGAACAAUGCAAUCGGUGCAGGAAGUUAUAUCUCAUCUCCUCAAAAUUGUACAGACACCCCAUCUUCAAUCGCAUCUUCAGCAAGUGGUGCUACGCCUGCCUCACUCUCAUCUUCAUCUGGUUCCACUUUUGCCGCUACGUUUAGCAAUCCAAGAGGAAGACCAAGAUCGGGUUCUUGUAGAGCAUCCCUACUCAGCGGUGGUGGUCGUAUUCUACCCUUUACUAUUCCAGGUAGUACGACCGAAGAGGAAUUAUCGGUGGACGAAACACCAAAAGGAAACAGAGCUUCUAAACGUAACAGUCGGGUACGUUCAACAUCUUCUUCUCCUCCAAUGCCUCCUAGAAGGCCUGUCACACCUGCUCCUCUUUUGGUCUUGGAUGAAGAUAUGAACUCUCUCGGAAUUACUACAAGACCUCUUUCGCCAUGGCUUGCAAGUCCAUCUGCUCGAACACCAACAGAUACAUUGAGUCGACAAAACGGUCUUGGACUUUCAGCUCCUUUUGCAUCCUCUUAUCCGGAUGCAUCAAUGGCACAAUUGCAUUUACCAUCAAGCUCAAUGCAUCGGUUGUCUUUGUGUCCUAGUCAAGAAUCUUUCCAUUGUCGUGGACUGGAGCAAGGCAAUGGCAAAACGAUUGAACCCUCUGCGAUGAUUUUACCCUCCAAUGCAAUGGCACCACCGAUGAUCAGAAGUGUUUCAGCAACAACGACUACAAGCGAAGGAAGCAAAGCACGCUUAAACAAAGAUAUUAAUCCUGGCUCCCCAUUGGGUUGGCGUAGACGCCCUUGGGCGCUUUCAUUGCAAUUGCAACCGCACGGACAUACUUCACGGCCACUUGCUUCGCCAACUGGCUUGACUCCACCACCAACGGCCAAACCAGCAAAGAUCGAAGAAGAUAAAUGUCAAAGUGAUGUCGUAAGUCCUCCUUCUCGAUUCAGUCUGAGCAGCGAGGAUACCAGCAAUGUAAGCAGAUUGAGCAGCAAUCAGCAAACCGAUGAAGAGACAGAAGUACACGAAGAUGAAAUGAGUAGCUUUGUUGCCUCUCCUGGAUCAGAAUGGUCUUCUUCUGCAUUUUCUUUCGAUACCACUUUGGAGUCUCCUACAAGCAGACCUGAAUCACAGUUUGGGCCUUCGCCAGAUCCAUCCAACGUUUCUGCAACAAUAAGACGUAGGAGCAAUACCGUUUCUGUUAUUCCGGAUCCAAGAUCGUCUUCCUUACCAUCACGUCCUUUGAAGUAUGUUCGAAAGGCAAUUCCCGUGAUGCACAUUACGACCGCUGCAACCGUGAACGAUGAUAUUCCUGCCAUUUGUCCUGCUUCUCCACCUGCGAGGGUACGUUUGCAUCUAAGCUUACCUCCUAGUACGGUCGCAAAAGGUUUACCGCAAGCCCAUACGAUGCUAAUGCCAACGACAGCAUCAACGUUGGAAUUCAAAGAAACGAUUUGUAGAUCUUUACAACUUCGUCAUGGUCUUUCUAUUUCUCCUUCUCAAUUAGGUUUAUUUGUUCCUGAACAACAAAAUGAAUCAAAUUUAUCGCUUUCGCCAAAUCAAUCACCUUUGCAUUUAGGAAGCAAUGGAAGUACAAGCCCUUUCAGUCGUUCACCUUGCUUGCCUUCUUCAUCCACUUUGGGCUCAAGCAAAGGUGGCUUUUUGCGUUCUCGUUUACGUUCGAGCAGUAAUGCAGGCGCAAGGGUAUCGAUGGAAGGAAUUCCAUCUUCUUCUUCCGUUCAACAACAACAACAACAACAAACUUCAAAUCAACUCUUAUCACCAUCUUUACGUUCUUCUCAAGCACUUCGUCAAAUGCAAAACGAAAGUGCAUUAUACCAAGAAGGUUUACAAGAUGAUGAUUUGAUUAUCGUGCGCUUUUAA
Molecule: messenger RNA, 2169 nt
Organism: Meira miltonrushii
Lineage: Eukaryota; Fungi; Basidiomycota; Exobasidiomycetes; Exobasidiales; Brachybasidiaceae
Exons: 1
Coding region: 1-2169 (722 amino acids)
Source: RefSeq, a predicted model, not a curated record